Arabidopsis arenosa is the source of this 433-nucleotide messenger RNA. NCBI's taxonomy places the organism in Eukaryota, Viridiplantae, Streptophyta, Magnoliopsida, Brassicales, Brassicaceae. The record is from the annotation of a GenBank genome assembly.
UAUCACACAAGAUAAAGUUUAUUGAAGAGCAAAAGAAAAAUAAUAAGUUUUGAAAAGGCAAAGCGAAAACAAAAGAAAUGGCAAAGAACCUCAACACUGUCAGCUUUACCGUUCUCUUGUUCGUCCUCUUGAUGGCUUCCACUGGAAUCCUAGAGACCGAGGCUGCAUGCUUCAAGUUCUUAGGCGAGUGUGGGGCGGUCCCGUUCCCAGGUUCAAAUGCUGAUUGCAAAAGCUGUUGCGUGGGAAUAUUCGGAUCUGCAGUAUGUGCUGGACGUGUUGAAGUUGAGGGAGGCGUGAAUCACUGCCAUUGCUACGGAACGUCUUGAUAACCUCACCAAGUGUAACUUUUUCUUUCGUUCAGUGUGUGGACAUUCCAUGUGUGUAUGUUAAUGUUCAAGUUUAUUUUGCUUCCAAAUAAAACAUCAAGGGCAAA